AACAACGGCAUCCUUCUUACAGGGGGCGGAAACGCGUCGCAGAGGGAAGGACUGCUUCCGGGUUUGCGCUUCAGGGGGAUAGCACGUUUUCGGUAGCAGCUGAACGAUGGCAGAUCAGCUACAGGAGAAGCUGCAGAAUGAAGUCACCAAGUACCAGCAGCUCCAGAAAGAUAUCAGCAGCAGUAUGUCGGCCCGGCAGAAACUAGAAGCCCAGCUCACCGAGAACAACAUUGUCAAAGAGGAGCUGGGCUUCCUGGAUGACAGUAACACCGUGUAUAAACUGAUUGGACCCGUGUUAGUUAAACAGGACUUGGAGGAAGCCAAAUCCACGGUGGAUAAGAGACUGCAGUAUAUUAAUGGAGAGAUAAAGAGAUACGAGACUCUGAUGAAGGAUCUGGAGAAGCAGUCGGAGCAGCACAGAGCCUCCCUGUCCAAGCUCCAGCAAGAAUACCAGAGGGCGCAGGGCAAGGGGCCGGUGAAAGCCUAAACUCCGCUCCCCUCCUGCCCUCUUCACUGCGCGUGAAAUACACAUCCACGUUACUACGUCAGGACUUGGCUUCCCACAAUGCUUUAGGAUCUUUUUUUGGCCCCUUUAUGUGGGUAGGAGAUGGGUUAUUGUUGUUUUGUACAUACAUGUACCGGAAUAAAUUAAUAAAUAACGUGCCAGCGGCACCUUCUCCA
Molecule: messenger RNA, 681 nt
Organism: Spea bombifrons (plains spadefoot toad)
Lineage: Eukaryota; Metazoa; Chordata; Amphibia; Anura; Pelobatidae
Gene: PFDN6
Product: prefoldin subunit 6
Exons: 5
Coding region: 107-487 (126 amino acids)
Biological process (GO): chaperone-mediated protein complex assembly; protein folding
Cellular component (GO): cytoplasm; prefoldin complex
Molecular function (GO): protein-folding chaperone binding
Source: RefSeq, a predicted model, not a curated record